GUGGCAAUCCGAGCCAUAAACAGGGGCCUGGCGAGAUCUAACCCAGAAGACGACGGGACAGAUCCAACAGACGGGGUCCUGACAACCAUCUGAACUUCUUCACCAUCAAAACUUCUAGCAACGUACUCCCAGCCGUGUAAGUGGUCCAAAAAGCGUACACUGUGUCUACAUAGCUCUUGUAAAAGGUCCUCCAACCGUCGGUAUAUAACAGAAGCGAUGUCCCGUCUUGCGGUCGGUGUUCUUCUUCUCGCGGUGGUCGGGCUGUUGGGUCCGCGCUGGGUGUCCGCAGACGAGCACUCGGACGAGCACUUGGAGUUGGACGAGCACGCAGACGAGCACUUGGAGUCGGACGGGCACUCAGACGAUGCACACGGACAUGACGAGGAGCACGCUGAGGAACACACUCACGAAUGUCUGGAGGGUUACGAAGAGUUCGAAGGGCACUGUUACUACUUCUCGGACACGACGGCGACUUUCUCCGAGGCCGUCGCUCAGUGCGAGGCGAUGGACGGAUACCUGGCCGCGCCCGACUGUCAUGACGAGCACGCUGCCGAGUUCUUCUACAGAGCAACCGCUUGGAUCAGUAUGGCCACAGAGGAAGGCUGUGAAGGAGGGCAGCAGUCAAUUGACACCGAGCUGCCAUUCAUCUGUCUGCAUGCACCAACCUGCGGCGAGCCGCCAGUGAUGAACAACACCGUCAUCUCCGGAUGUGAGCCCCCCUACGACCAGCAGGAGGUCUGCCGUUACAUAUGCGGGCCGGGGUUCCACCUGUUCGAGGGAACCGUCUCCUCCGCUACCGCCACCUGUCUGGAUGGGAAGUGGCACGGCCCCUUCAUGGUCUGCAAUUCGAACUGCCCGGAUCCACCCCUGAACCCGGGAGUCACCACUUUAGGCGAUAACUGCGAAGAACCCUACAUCACCGGGGACAUGUGCUCCUUUGAAUGCAUGGACGGGUAUGAUCUUGUCAGUGGUGACCACGACAUGUCGUGUAUUGAUGGGCGAUGGAUCCAUGCGGCCACAGACCUGCCCGGGGACCCCCUCGUCUGUGAAUAGUGCAUGAGAAGACCAGCUGGAUCAGCACACCCGCCGGGAUUGUCGGAAUCUCCUCUCCCGUGUAGAACAGCGACACGAGACCCACGCACCCGAACUGUCACACCGGCGACCAAAAAAUGGAGAAAACUUAGUCUCAGAACAUGGAGAAACUUAGUCUCAGAACAUGGAGAAAACUUAGUCUCUACCCACGGAUGUACUCAUAGAUUACAUACUGGUAAAAUGAGUAAUUCUGAAGACACGUGGACACGUUUAUGGUUAAAAUGAAAGGCAUUAAGUGCCACGUUGGUGCUCAGAACAUGUAGAAAUGUUAGACUCAACUGAUGGAUGCACUGGUACAUUUAGCACCAGUAGUGCUGUCAUCCUGGAAAAGUUGUGGAAAGGCCUGUAAUUAUCAAAAAUGAUCACCAUCAAUGGAAUAAAGUGAAUUACCAGCCUUAAA
Molecule: messenger RNA, 1492 nt
Organism: Branchiostoma floridae (Florida lancelet)
Lineage: Eukaryota; Metazoa; Chordata; Leptocardii; Amphioxiformes; Branchiostomatidae
Product: complement factor H-like
Exons: 7
Coding region: 217-1053 (278 amino acids)
Source: RefSeq, a predicted model, not a curated record